This is a messenger RNA of Eremomyces bilateralis CBS 781.70, 1288 nucleotides long. Its product is annotated as Di-copper centre-containing protein. The record is from RefSeq and is a predicted model, not a curated record. Gene Ontology annotation, molecular function: oxidoreductase activity. The coding region runs from base 1 to 1071 and encodes 356 amino acids. NCBI's taxonomy places the organism in Eukaryota, Fungi, Ascomycota, Dothideomycetes, Eremomycetales, Eremomycetaceae. The transcript is spliced from 5 exons.
AUGCGUGCACGUGGGAACGUGUUCGCGAGGGAUGUCUCACCGGUUGGGACCAAUAAUAGUUGCGGAGUUCAGAACGCUGCUCGGCGAAGGGAAUGGGGAUACUUGGAGCCCACGGAGAGGCAAAGUUACAUCGACGCGGUCAAGUGCUUGGGAAAUCUUCCUACUACCUUAGAUCCCGCCAAAGUGCCAGGCGCCAGGACUCGAUACGAUGACUUUGUCUUUGCGCAUAUGGACCAGUCACAGACCAUUCAUGAUACUGGCAACUUCUUGACAUGGCACCGGCAUUUUAUUUUCUUAUUCGAGUCAGCUCUUCGAAAUGAAUGCGGGUAUGAAGGCUACCAACCAUAUUGGAAUUGGGCUAGGCACAGCGACGACCCAAGAAAGUCUCCUGUCUUUGACGGAAGCGACUUAAGCCUUGGUGGGACUGGCUUAUAUGACAACUACACUGCCUACGAAAUUGGCGAUCCACCACUUCUAACAGUCUCGAACCAGGGAGGUGGCGGUUGCAUCACCAAUGGUCCAUUCAAAGACUGGAAGGUCAACCUCGGGCCCGUCUCCACGAAACUUGACAACAUCAAGAUGAACGAUCGCGAGGACGGCUACGCCUACAACCCUCGCUGCAUCCGUCGCGACCUCAAUCCCGCGGUUUCCACCGCUGCCCUGAAAGACAGCGACGUUGCUCGCGCCAUCUCCGAGCCCCAGACAAUCGAGGAUUACCAAGCGUUUCUCAACGGCAUCGCAAGCCGAAACAUACCCGGCAUUCACGGCGCCGGCCACUUCACCAUCGGCGGCGACCCCGGCUCGGACUUUUAUACCUCUCCCGCCGACCCGGCGUUCUGGUUUCACCACACCAUGCUGGAUCGAGUGUUUUGGACAUGGCAGAAUCAAGAAUUGGACAAUGCAAACCGGUUGAACGUCGUUCACGGCACGAGGACCCGGAAAAAUGAGCCACCGAGUCCUAACGCCAUGUUGGAUGAUGUAAUUGGCGCGGACUUGGUUGGCGAGUCGACGACAAUUCGAGCAGCUCUAGAUACCAUGUCUGGCUUCCCUUAUUGUUUCUGUUACGAUUAAGCGUCAAGUUUCAUUGACGACUUGUGUGUGCCAUACAUCUUUUCGGCUUCUAUCUUUUCAUUGAGCGUUCGAGGGACCAAUCCGCUAGACAAUAGAUUAUUAUUUUUCGUUUCUAAACCGUAAUGAUACCUUAGUUAUCUUCCUCUGAAGCACUCUACGCAUCGCUCGGCACUAAGCUUUUUGAUCCCUUUUAGUCAGUUGACUGCCUCGAUUUCUU